Molecule: messenger RNA, 183 nt
Organism: Clunio marinus
Lineage: Eukaryota; Metazoa; Arthropoda; Insecta; Diptera; Chironomidae
Source: the annotation of a GenBank genome assembly
AUGUGCAGGACAUUAGACAUUUUAAUUGUCUCUAUUAAUAGAUGUUUAUCAAAGAAAGAGUCGAUGCAAAUAAAGAAAAAAAAACUUUUAUUUCAUCUCAUCUUUCUUUUAAAAUCAAGACAAUUACGUUUAACAUACAAACAUUCUACACAAAAUCCAUGCAUGCUUCACCAGAGGGAGUGA